AGAGAGUCCACCAUCGCAACACCCCCUCCUUCCGUCCCCUCCACCACUCACAGAAACGGAAUUAAAAAAUCUUUAAUAUCUUUCCAGCAACUGGCCUCCAUUGCUGCAGCGCUGAGCGCGCGCACACACGCCGACACUGUGGGCCUUUAAAGCGUCGCCAGAGCGGAAGGAGGAAAGUGACCCUCCGAUUCAAGAGCGGCUUCUUUACACUGAAGGAAAAAGGGGGGAAACGGCUGGAGUGGAUAUGUUGAAUGUAUAGCGCUGCUCACAUUGACAUCGUGACAACACCAGCGCUGUCCGUGGAUCUGUGCGAGUCGCUCUCCUGAUUGUGUAAUAUCAUUUUUUCACCCCCUUCCUGCAAAAGCGGCCGAACCUGCACCCGAGAGCGCAGGAGAGAGAGCAGCGGCAGAAGCAGCAGAAGAAGAAGAAGAAGAAGAAGAAGAGGAGGAGGAGGAGGCGAGAGCAGGGAGAUCGCAGCCUUCAUCAGAAUUUAUUUUUUCUUGUUAUUACAUGGCGCAAGGGCUAUACAAACGGGACCGUCCUGGGUGUGAUACUGCCACGGUGAAUUUGGAUAUCCACGCAGCAGCAGCACCACCAUCCUCCUCCAUCCGCCGAAGAAGCACCGUGGGUUGCGACGGCGCCCACACCGACUCCUCAUCCUCCUCCUGCCGGCUCCAUGUCGAGUGAUGGUCGGCUUGCCUUGCUGGAUGCUCCCCGCUCUCUCCGGAUCGUCGACCACCGAACCUCCUCUGACCGCAGACCCCCAUUUUCGGCGGAAACCUUCCCAGAGCUAUAGGGCUACAUAUGGAAACUGGGGAUCAAAAUUUUAGGAAAAAGGAAAAUCUAAGCGGUUAAUUUAUUUUUUUAACUAAUUUAUUACUAUUUUUGUUAGGUUUCGAUCUGGUUUUGAGCGUGUGUGUUUCUUUGCGCCGGCUAAUGAAUUAAUUUAGUCGUUGAGCCUUGAUUUCCUCAUUCCACCGGGUUGAUUUGUGAGAAGACAGAUUUGCUUUUAACCUCACAAUAGGCUGUUAUAAAACACGCAGGGAAUCGCUUUUAUUUCCUCUCGACAGGACUCGAAUCGGUCCGUUUGUUUACUCUUCGCUGUCACCACUAAUAUGACAGAUUUAGAUUUUGUCCUUCGUUUCCUUCCCCAGUUUAUUUUUACUAAUAAAAGCCACUAGAAUAAUACUAUUAAUAACAACAAUAGUCUUUAGAAUAGCUCUCUUUCUGAAUACUUACUAGUAAACGUAAUGUUAUAGCCUUUGACUAAAGCAACUUGUUGUAACAGACGUAUUGAACUGUUGUACUUCAAACCUGCCAUUACUCCAACACCGCACCCCCCACCCACCCAGCCGUCUCUUUGCUCCAUUUGAGCUCGUGUAAAUUCAGCUCAGUGCUUAUAGCUGUGAUCUCUACAAGUCAACGAACAGGUUGUACAAAAUCAGCCUUGCUUGUCUUUUUAGGCUCCUCUUAGUUACCCCAGGCUUUAAUUAACCAGUCAUAGAUCUGUGUUAAUAAUCACAUUUGUAGCUUUUGUUUUCUUGCUGCAAGUGGCUCCAGUGCUGGGCUCCAUCUGCAGCUCCAGGCCUGCUGAGGUGCUGUCAUCCUCUGCAUACCUAAUUUUUCCACACAUCUUUUUGGGUGUGAAAGUUAAAACAAACAUAGAGGAGAGACUUCACCGCCUCUUCCUCUCUCCCCCUUCUCUCUGCCAUAGUUAGUUUUUUCUCUUGUUUUGGUCCUCACCCAAACGCAACCAUAAGGUUCCUACCGCAUCCUCCGCCUCCUUCUUCCCUCUCCUUCCGCUCGAGUAUAUCCCGUUUUUUCGGUUUGAUUUGGUCCCGCAAAUUUUCAAAUAUUUACUUCCUAUAUAUCAAGAGGAAAGGGGGUCCCCCUUUCAUGGAAUGCGGAAACAUGGGUCUGUUCGACCGCGGAGUCCAGAUGCUGCUGACCACGGUGGGCGCCUUCGCGGCCUUCAGCCUCAUGACCAUCGCGGUCGGCACGGACUACUGGCUGUACUCCCGCGGCGUCUGCAGGACCAAGUCCAUGAGCGAGAACGAGACCAGCAAGAAGAACGAGGAGGUGAUGACCCACUCGGGCCUGUGGAGGACGUGUUGCUUGGAAGGAAACUUCAAAGGCAUGUGUAAACAGAUAGACCACUUUCCCGAGGAAACAGAUUAUGAAGCAGACCCAUCUGAGUACUUCUUACGUGCGGUGCGAGCCUCCAGCAUCUUCCCCAUCCUCAGCGUCAUCCUGCUCUUCAUGGGAGGCCUGUGUAUAGCUGCCAGUGAGUUCUACAAGUCACGCCACAACAUCAUCCUCAGCGCAGGGAUCUUCUUUGUGUCUGCAGGCCUGAGCAACAUCAUCGGGAUCAUUGUGUACAUAUCAGCCAACGCAGGAGACCCUUCAAAAAGUGACUCGAAGAAGAACAGCUACUCUUACGGCUGGUCUUUCUACUUCGGUGCCCUCUCCUUCAUCAUGGCUGAGAUGGUGGGCGUCUUGGCCGUGCACAUGUUCAUCGACCGCCAUCGACAGCUGCGAAUAGGGGCGCGCGCGGCCGACUACCUCCAAGGCUCGGCCAUAACACGGAUCCCCAGCUACCGCUACCGCUACAGACGCCGCUCGCGCUCCUCCUCCCGCUCCACAGACCCGUCACAUUCUCGCGACACCUCGCCGAUGGGCCUCAAGGGCUUCAGCGCGCUGCCAUCCACGGAGAUCUCCAUGUACACGCUUCCCCGGGACACCCUCAAAUCCUCCGGCACACCAACCGCCACCUACAACUCUGAGAGGGACCACAACUUCCUGCAAGUCCACAACUGCAUCCAGAAGGACUUGAAAGACUCGAGCCACACCAACACAGCGAACCGCCGCACCACGCCUGUAUGAGAGAGUCGACACAGGCCAGGCCAGCACGGCGGAGACCAGGAGACACGGAAACCCCUGUGGGUGGAGAACGCCCCAGGAGAAGAUGGAUUUCCAUGUUUAUAGACAUUUGUUCUUUUUGUUCAGCUGCAUGACUUUUCCAUUACCAUUGUUGAGAGAGUUUCAACAAGUCUGCUGUGUUCCUGGAUUGAAUGGCAGAGGACUGAGAGUGGGACAGGAUGUCCCAAGGAAGUGAGCUCUGUCAGGUAUUUUUGAGCAGGAUUUGUUUGUGAGGUUCGGGGC
Molecule: messenger RNA, 3162 nt
Organism: Maylandia zebra (zebra mbuna)
Lineage: Eukaryota; Metazoa; Chordata; Actinopteri; Cichliformes; Cichlidae
Gene: cacng2a
Product: calcium channel, voltage-dependent, gamma subunit 2a
Biological process (GO): neurotransmitter receptor transport, postsynaptic endosome to lysosome; calcium ion transmembrane transport; positive regulation of synaptic transmission, glutamatergic
Cellular component (GO): voltage-gated calcium channel complex; postsynaptic density membrane; AMPA glutamate receptor complex
Molecular function (GO): voltage-gated calcium channel activity; channel regulator activity
Source: RefSeq, a predicted model, not a curated record